Messenger RNA from Sciurus carolinensis (gray squirrel), 4183 nucleotides. It is a transcript of the gene Fibin, whose product is annotated as fin bud initiation factor homolog. The record is from RefSeq and is a predicted model, not a curated record. The coding region runs from base 433 to 1068 and encodes 211 amino acids. Lineage: Eukaryota; Metazoa; Chordata; Mammalia; Rodentia; Sciuridae. The transcript has a single exon.
CCCUCCGUAUUCCCACCCAGUCCAGAAGUUGAAAGUGUCAGAAAGCAAGAGCCUUUCUCUCUAGCUACACGCUCCAUCUCCCAGGAGCAAGGGCAAUCUGAGAGUGGGGCCACAGAGCCGUGCAGCUCUCUGCAGGAGGGCUUCUCCCCUCCUCCCAGUGAUCCGGGCUGGAAGAGAGCCGGCCGAGUUCCAGCCACCGAGCAAAACACAGAGCGAGGUCCACCCUGCGCUGUUGCGGGGCAGUGCUACCCAGUCGCUGUUGCUCACAGCCACAUGAAGCCUGCUGGGGUUCAGGGGCCACGGUGCAGCAAGCCGGCUGGGACUGAGGAGGACGCUGUCUCAGGAAGGCACUGACUCCCAAGGGGACCCCUCUCCUUGUUCCUGGGCAAAAGAGUCUUCUACUGGGGUCCCUGGUGAUCCUGAAUAUUCAGAAUGGUGUUCCUGAAAUUCCUCUGGAUGGGUUUCCUCUGCCACCUGUGUCAGGGCUACUUUGAUGGCCCUCUCUACCCAGAAAUGUCCAAUGGGACUCUGCACCACUACUUCGUGCCCGACGGGGAUUAUGAAGAGAACGAUGACCCAGAGAAGUGCCAGCUGCUUUUCAGGGUGAGUGACCGUCGGCGCUGCUCGCAAGGGGAAGGGACCCAGGCCAGCAGCUUGAUGAGUCUCACCCUUCGAGAGGAGUUCACCGUGCUGGGUCGCCAGGUGGAGGAUGCUGGGCGCGUCUUGGAGGGCAUCAGCAAAAGCAUUUCCUACGACCUGGAUGGGGAAGAGAGUUAUGGCAAGUACCUGCGGCGGGAGUCCCACCAGAUCGGGGAUGCCUACUCCAACUCCGACAAGUCCCUCACUGAGCUGGAAAGCAAAUUCAAGCAGGGCCAGGAACAGGAUAGCCGGCAGGAGAGUAGGCUCAACGAGGACUUCCUGGGGAUGCUGGUCCACACCAGGUCCCUGCUGAAAGAAACGCUGGACAUCUCCACAGGGCUUAGGGACAAAUAUGAGCUGCUGGCCCUCACCAUCAGGAGCCACGGGACUCGGCUAGGUCGACUGAAAAACGAUUAUCUUAAAGUAUGAGGUGGAAGGGCACAAAUACCAGAGAGGAAUCAAAUCAGCUCCGGUGGAGGGUGGGGAACAUAUGAGGGGGCUAAAUUUUUCCUUAUGCCUAUUAUAUUUUAUACCCAGGUUUGCACUUUGAGAAUGAAUCUGAAAUCAUCUUUAGAAAAGAAAGGUUUGAAAGGUUAAGUGGUUUGUUUUUAGUUUUAAUUCUGUACAUUAUUUAUGUGAUUGUUACAGAUUUAUCUAUCCAUGGGAAAGAACAAUUUAAAGCAAUGCUCCCCUCUUUCCUAGUGAGCUUUAAAAUAACUCUGCAGAGAUAUUUGUUUCAGCCACAUCCAAAAGGAGACAGUCCAUGCAGUAGAGAAUGAUUAAACUUCCCCAUCCUGGAGAUUGUGGGGCUAUUCCCAAGGAGCCUAGUGCCAAGUUCCUUUCACCUUCAACUUUCCCUCUUGGGUUCUGAAACUGAGGUGCCUGUUUUUCAAAGGAAGUCCAAGGUGUUGCUCUUUAUGCCUGCAAGUCCACGGAAGUUGCUUGUUUCUUAUUCUGCUUUUCUCUCUUAUUUAUUAACCAUGGUCUGUGAGUUGGUUUUGUUUUUGCCUUUUUUUGUAAAUGUAUUGUUGGGAAACUACGUGCAAAUCAUCCUUCCGCAGGAAGAUUUGCAAGUUUCCUCUGUGGGUCUAAGUGUAAGUGGCAACAUUGAAGAAGUCUAAGCUUUGUGAUAGUUGCCCUCUCCUGUUGACAUACUGAUUUGCUAUGUGUCAUGAAGUGUGUCUAUGCUUUGUCAUCAGUGCAAAAGUCAAUUACAAAAAACGUAGUUUGAACACCCCACCCAGAAGCCUAUGACUGAGGUUGUCAAUGUAUUUUUUCUCAUUCAGGGGUUUGGCUUCCCUUUGCUUAUUGGAAACUUGUACUUCAAUGAGGGGGGAUUCUAAUUCUAAUAACUCCUUAGCUAAGUUUUAUUAUUCAGCCAAUAAAUGUGUUUUCACAUAAUACUGGCUUAUUUUCUAAUUUAUAUCUAUAGCUUUCAUAUUUCAAAAAGGGGCCCAUGAAAGGAGAGAGGAUGGGAUUUAAGCCAGUUUACUUAGCAUGUAUGAUAAAGAAGGAAGAAUAGCUAUGCAUUUAGCAAUUCUCCCCUCCCUGCUAACCCUUACCAUUCUCACGAGGAAAAAAAAAAUCUAGCUUAUGCCAGAACUUUAAUCUCUGCUGCUCUACUUAAAAACUCUUAUUUUCUCCAGUUUUUCUCAUAGACUCAAUUGGAAUAGUGCAUAACGAGACUCAUACCUUAUUUGCCCUCAUUGUGCAGAGGGGGGAUUUUAUUCUAAUUUAUUAGAACCAUAAUAGAUACUUAAUUAUUUCAAAACUAAGUCUAUGUUAUUUAAUUAACAGCUUUGAAAGGUGGACAUUCAUUUUAUCCCAUGUCUUCCUCUGGCCAGUCCUCACCCCACUCUCUCACACAUACAUACAUACAUGCACAGGAAAAUGAAUAAAUGAUCAUGUUCAUCUGUUGAGUAGCAAGUCAUUUAUUUUUCCUCCCAUAUGUGAGGAAACCAGUUUCAAACUAUUUAUAUGAAGUUCCAAUAUCUUCCUACUACAGUAGGGAAAACUGAGGCCCCAAAAGAGUAAUUGCAUGAUCCUCAGCUAGUGGUAAGAACCCCAGGACUCUUAGAUUUAAGUGUAGGACUUUCUUACACUACUCUUCCUAAAGGAUACUGAGAGAGAAGAGAGAAUGGUUGGAGGCUGGUCCCUUUGCUUAGCUAUUUUAUUAAAUACAAUAGAACAACUUAUAGAACAGAACUUAAAAAUCCUCAUUUAUAAUUUUUUUUUCAUCAUUAAGGGAUUUUAGCUGCCUUUCAGAUUUGUGUGUGGGAAGGAGUUAAAUGAUGACUAUUUAGAAGGGCUUCCUUCUUUAUUCUAUGAAAAAAAUCAGAAAAAAAAUAAUAGCAGAGACAGAGAUGAUAUCUGGUAAAGUUUGCAGAUUAAAGACAGCAUCACUUCCUGUCUCAAAAUUAUCAUAUCACUCACUUCAAGGUGCUCAGGUAUAAUCCACAGACAUAUCAAAUGCCAUAUUUUUGAUUUUCCCAACCAUAAUAGGAAGAUGUUGGACAUGUGAUAGGGCUGAAAAACUGGUUUCCUUAUGUAUGCUAAUUCAAUCCAUUGGUAAUAGUUGCAUACAACUAUUAUGUUAAGAAGGAUUCAAAAGGCACAGAAGUAAAGAAUACUGUCCCCAAUUAGGGAUGUCUUCCCUGGGUGCAGGAAGGGGCGUGGCCACACAUCUGCUACAAAUUUGAAAACGCUGAAAUAGAUUAUGUAUGAGGUUCUUUCCAAUGCUAGCUUUUUAUGAUUCCUGCAAAACCAGAACGAAAGUAUCUGGCAUUGAAUUACUCCAUUCAAGGCUAGAUGUGCAUAUUGCCAAUAAUCCCUCAGAGUCUUAUGUAAAUGGUCCAGAGGGUAAAUGGCAGCUUCCAGGUGCUGGGAAGGAGACAGAGCUGCCCUGAACAGCCAGCCGAGAGGCUGGCAGCAAAAGGCUUUUCUAACUCUCUUAUGGUGGGAAGUCAGGAGACUCAGAUCUUUCCUCUCCACUUCCUCAUUAUUCUCAUUAGUCUUCCUUACUCACAGAGUGACACAUUCUCCAUUACAGCAGUGGUCUUUUACUUCUUAGGUCAUGAAACAUUUAGAGACUCUGAACAAAACCACAUGCUCUCUUCCAAGAGAAAUCUACUCACAAACACAUCUAUACAGUUUAAGGUAUUACCUGUUUUCAUAAAUAUUUGUUGACCUCUUAAUUUCCGGCAGAUGCUCAGUCAGGUUGUGAGUAAUUUGGGGAUGUUACAAAGCCUUGGGACUAUAUCUGUGGACCAGAAGUUUAAUAAAGCCUCUUAAAGUUUUAUUUGGAGCAGAAGGCAGUUGUUAUUGUUGUGAUCAUUAUUAUCAAAUACAGCGACAAUCAUUUUUUUAGGAAGUCAAUAUACUGGUAAGACCCAAUGCUAAGAACUUUGCCUGAGUUAAUUCUCUUAAUUCAAAUAACAAACUGUAUGAGGAAUUUUAUAAAAGACAGUAAUACAUUUCAAGCUCUUAUUUAUAAUAGUGUUUAUGAUAGAGUGAAUUCUCAAUAAAUGGUAGUUGUUAUACUGUU